Ficedula albicollis (Collared flycatcher) is the source of this 1114-nucleotide messenger RNA. Its product is annotated as proto-oncogene Mas-like. Gene Ontology annotation, molecular function: G protein-coupled receptor activity. The transcript has a single exon. The record is from RefSeq and is a predicted model, not a curated record. NCBI's taxonomy places the organism in Eukaryota, Metazoa, Chordata, Aves, Passeriformes, Muscicapidae. The coding region runs from base 1 to 957 and encodes 318 amino acids. Gene Ontology annotation, biological process: G protein-coupled receptor signaling pathway. Gene Ontology annotation, cellular component: membrane.
AUGAGACCCUCAACCACACCAAUCCUUCCUCCAACCACAGCCAUCCAGGCUCCUGGGACCAACCAGAGCAGGGCUGUGGGGCUACCAGAGCCAUCCUACACUGUCCUCAAGUUCAUGGAGAGCUUCUGCCUGCUGAGUGCUGCCUGUGGGAUGGUGGGGAAUGGCCUGGUCCUGUGGUUCCUGGGCUUCCGCAUCCGCAGGAACCACUUCACCGUCUACAUACUGAACCUGGCAGCAGCCGACUUCGGGUACCUGCUGUGCAUCGCCGUGGAGACCGUGCAGUACCUGAUGCAGUUCAACGUGGGGGUGCAGUUUGGGAUAUUCCUCUUCCUGGAUCUCUUCAUGUACGGCACGGGCCUGUACCUGCUGACGGCCAUCAGCAUUGAGCGCUGCCUGUCCGUGCUGUCGCCCAUCUGGUGCCGGACACACCGCCCAAAGCACCUGUCUGCCGUGGUGUCCGGCCUGCUCUGGGCCCUGUCCCUGCUCCUGAACGCUCUGGGAUAUGUUUUGUGCACUGUUCACCCCUCUCCCAGGGCCUGCCGACGCUUGCUCAUCGCCAUCGGAGCCUUGGAUUUCCUCGUCUGCGCGCCCCUCAUGCUGUUCUUCAGCCUCACCCUUUUCCUCCGGGUCAAGUGCAGCUCCCAGCCCUUCCAAACAGGCCGGCUCUUCAUUGUCAUCAUGCUCACCAUCCUCCUCUUCCUCAUUUUUGCCGUGCCCCUCAGUGUCCUUAUCUUCCUGGAUUUCUUGGGCCACAAGUUCCUGUAUUCCCCGGAGAUUGGCUUUGUGCUGUCCUGCGUCAACAGCACCCUCAAUCCCAUCAUUUACUUCCUGGUGGGAAGCUAUAGGGAUCGGAAAUUCAGGCUCACCCUCAGGCUGGCAUUCCAGAGGGCCUUCCAAGACUCAGCAGAUGACAGAGAUGAGCGGGAAACCCGGGACACGAUAACCAUGUCCUCCUGAAAUCCUGUCUGGAAUGUCUUGGCAGAACUGAAGAAUACCAAGGUACUGGGGAAGGUUCAUCUCACCUGACCCUCAGUACCUUCUUUGCAGAUAUUUUAGGUCAUUAUUUUACAUCCCCAUCUGUGGCACAUAAGCAUCUGUAUUUACCCGACCUGUA